This is a messenger RNA of Neopsephotus bourkii (Bourke's parrot), 1141 nucleotides long. It is a transcript of the gene ZMYND12, whose product is annotated as zinc finger MYND-type containing 12. Lineage: Eukaryota; Metazoa; Chordata; Aves; Psittaciformes; Psittacidae. The annotation marks the transcript as partial. The record is from RefSeq and is a predicted model, not a curated record. Gene Ontology annotation, molecular function: protein binding. The transcript is spliced from 8 exons.
AGCCGCUCCCGGAAGUGUUGCCGUGGUAACGCGGGUGGCGGCGCGCUGGAGGGGGCCCGGCGGUGCGAGGUGUGCGGGGCCGCGGCGCGGGUUCGCUGCGGGCGCUGCCGCCUCACGCACUAUUGUGAUAAGGACCAUCAGGAAGCUGACUGGGUCAGUAUCCACAAGCAAAUAUGCCAGCUGCUGGUCCCAAUCCGCACAUCCCUCCCGUGUCCCCCUACGGAACGAGAGAGAAAGCACGGCAUGGAGCAGCUGCUGAGGAGGCAGAAACACAUCAUCGACGUGGCCUACAGCACAGCCCAGGAGUUUGUUUGGGGUGGGAAGCACGAGGAAGCGCGGCCGGCAGCUCUGCAUGCGCUGCGCUUCAGCAUCGAGGUGUACGGCUCCGAUUCCCUCCAACUGGUGCCUGCUUAUCUCCUCUUGGCUGAGGCCUCCGCUGGUGCUGGACAUCUCCCAGAGGCAUCCAAGUAUCUGUCACAAGCCGAGUGGAUCAUCCUCAGAACUCCAGACUGCAGUGCUGCUGUUCAGUACAAACUGCAUCGCAGUCUGGGGCUGUUCUGUGCUGCUAAAGGGGACUUUGAGGAGGCUUUGUACCACCUGGCAAACGAUGUUUACCUCGCUAGUUCUGCCUUUGGACUGAAGUCUAUCGAGGCCUCUGGAGGCUAUUUCCACAUGGCUGAUAUUUUCUUCCGCCAGAACAAAAUGGACAUAGCAAACUCACUCUACGCUGAGGUGACCAGUGCCUGGCAUUCCUUUCUCCUGAAGUCACUCCGAGCCCAGCAGCAGGUUCUCAAGUCACGACCAGAAACAUCCCUGUUCACCGAGGACAGGGAAGUCAGUGAGGAGCCCAUGGCUGAAGCCCAGCAAGUGGAAGGAAUCCGAGUGCUGAAUGCCAUAUUAGACAUCAGAGAACAGGCACCAACACAACAACCUGGGGAAACUGCCAGAGUCCUGCACGCUCUUGCCAUGCUUCACUACCUGCUCAUGGAUAUACCAAAGGCUCAGGAGCUGGGGCUGAAAGCCUUGGAGCUGGCCAAGCAACUGCCCCUGCAGGAGUCUCUAGAGCCCCUCAGGCACUUGCUGAAGCUGAUGAACGUGGAGCCUUCCUCCCCAAAGUGAAGAGCUUCCUACCAGAGCCUGU